AUGACUUUGGGCAUCCGCAAGAAGGAACAUCAAAAUCAUCGAGCAACUCUCGGUAUGAGAAUAUUGAGAGAGAAAAUUCUGUCCUCUGUUAAACAAGGACGGUGUUCGUUCUCUCCAAAAUUCAAUACCACACUUACUGAUCUGACACGUAAUGAUGAUGGAAAUUCAUCAUCAUUACUCUCCUCUUUAUUUUGGAAUCAUGAUACGAAAAGUACUUGUGCAACAACAGGGCCGAUCAUUAGUGAAAAUACCCGGAAAUUAAUUGUAUCGGAAACUAUUGUGGCCAAAGAUGAUAUCGAUUUCAAAAACAAAUUUGGAGUCUUGUUCAAACAAUACUCAUACAAUACAGGACACCAUCAAAAGAUUCCGUAUGGCACUAGAAGGAAAACUCUCAACAAAACAACAGUGAGGGAUUUACCCAUGUUAGUGACUUGUUUAGAUAUGGAGUGGAAUAGUUUCCAAACUGUUUUGAACGCUGCAACAGUGAUUCGAAAAUUACUUUCCAUUGAAAGAAACCCUCCGAUUAAUGAAGUCAUUCAAUCAGGUGCCAUGGAAUAUUUUAUUCAAUUUUUGGAUUUCAAUGAAAUUCAAAAAUAUUUCAAUGUCGAGUUUCAAUCGUCACAAAUUCCAAAACCUUUUUCUCAGAUUUAUAGACAUGUACCAGGGCAAAGAACAAUCACUGAACGUCAACUCUAUGAUUUACUUUUGGAAAGCGCGUGGGCCGUAACGAACGUGGCGUCAGGAACCCACGACCACACCACUUACGUAGUUGAAAUGGGUGCUAUUUCAAAAUUCAUUCAAUUAAUGCCAGUCGAGAAUGAUGAAGUUCGUUGUCAGGUGAUUUGGGGAAUGGGAAACAUUGCAGGAGAUAGUUGCUCACUGAGAGAUCUUGUGUUGGAAAUGGGAGCUAUGUCAUUAUUGCUACACGAACUUGAUAAACCUGGAAAUACACUAUCUUUCCAACGAAACGCAACAUGGGCCCUUUCAAAUUUUUUGAGAGGAAAACCUGUUCCUUCAUUCGAAUAUGUCAAGCAAUGCAUUCCAACUAUUUGCAAUUUGCUAGAUGAGAAAGAUGAAGAGGUUUUAACGGACGCUUGUUGGGCUGCAUCUUAUGCAACCGAUGGACCAAUGGAACGAUUACAAGCGUGCGUCGAUCAGGGGUUUAUUCCAAGGUUGAUCAAGCAUGUUAAGUCACCUUACCCAUCAAUUCAAACGCCUGCACUUAGAACAAUUGGAAAUAUUCUCACAGGUGACGAUACUCUUACUCAAGCAGUACUCUCUGCUAAUUCUGGAGAGGUGAUUUAUUGUUUGAAAUCUUUACUGGAUCAUCCAAAACAGUCGUUAAGAAAAGAAGCUAUGUGGACAAUUUCCAAUAUUGCUGCUGGCACUAUCUCACAAAUUCAGCAACUUAUUGAUGCUGGAGUCGUUCCAAAAAUUAUUGAGAAGCUUGGUGAUGAAUACACAGUCCAGAAAGAAGGUUAUUGGGGUUUAUCAAAUAUUUGUGAUUGUGGAUCAAGAUCACAAAUUGAAUAUGUUGUGAAGUGUGGAGGUGUUAAUCAACUUGUUAAGGGCCUUAACAAAUUACAAGAUCCAAAGGUUACCUAUGCUGUCAUGGAAGGCUUGGAGGCCGUAUUGAGAAAAUAUGACAAGGGAGAUGCGUCUCAACCUAUCACAGAUAUCCUUUAUAUCAUUGAACAAGAAGGUGGCGUUGAAGUUCUAGAGAAGCUUGAAAAGCACUACUCUGAAGACGUUUCCCGUCUUGCCCAAACAUUAUUGGAUUAUUUCGAUCAGGAAGGAGAGGAAAAUGAGGACGUUCAGACUGUUCACAACCCUUCAACAAACUUGGCGUAA
Messenger RNA from Naegleria lovaniensis, 1851 nucleotides. RefSeq lists its product as uncharacterized. The transcript has 5 exons. Gene Ontology annotation, molecular function: protein binding; nuclear import signal receptor activity. The record is from RefSeq and is a predicted model, not a curated record. Gene Ontology annotation, biological process: NLS-bearing protein import into nucleus. NCBI's taxonomy places the organism in Eukaryota, Heterolobosea, Eutetramitea, Acrasida, Naegleriidae. The coding region runs from base 1 to 1851 and encodes 616 amino acids. Gene Ontology annotation, cellular component: nucleus.